GUUGUGUGUGAGCGAGGUGUUGGAAUUACCGCCUUUCAUUUUCCGAGAAUUACGUUUUACAUUCUUUACACGAUUACUCUCGAAUUUUCCUUCCUCGCUCGCGCAUGAGAGAGUGCGGCCCAAAGUAGCGUCCCGUGCGUCGCUGAAUUUCGGAUUUCGACGUUCGGAAUUUAUUAUGGACGAGGAUUUCAAAGGCAGGCCUUCGUGCGCCUACCAGAAAGCUGUAGCGGGCAAACGGUGUGUAUCGGAGGACGCAGCCGCCGCCAUGUCUCUGUGGACAAAAGCGCAAACGCUGACGGGCGACGCGCUGCAGCAGGUGCGCGCCGUCUACGGUGAACACUUCCCCAUCGAGGUGCGCCACUUUCUUGCCGGCUGGAUUGAGGAGAAGAUGUGGCAGGACAUCGACCCUGACAACCCUGCGCACGAGCCCUAUGUUAACGAGCUUGUGCGCUCCAUGAUCCAGGAGUUGGACAACAAGGCCAACAACAUGAACACCGAGGAACUCUUCCUCACAAGGCUCAAGCUCACCGAAGCCGCCAACAUGUUCAGAAACCGAUAUUCCCAAAAUCCAGGAAGCUUGAUACGAAUAAUUCGGCAUUGCCUUAACACCGAAAUAAAACUGGUCCAACAAGUUGAAAAUGCAUGGGGUGAUGGAAGUUCGACCGCGGCUAAUCAGUCGUCACUACCUCAGGCCAGCGCUGCGCGCGUCAUGGAGCAGCAGCAACCGCUGUUGCACCCAGUUGGCAACCCGCAGGACGUUGUCCAAGCAGAAAUUAACCAACAGCUUGAGUAUCUGCGACUACGAACACAAAAGACUGGCGAAGAAUGCAGGCGGAUCGAACAGGAGCAAGAGGCGUUUGCCCUGCAGUACCACGAAUGCACAAAGCUCAACGCUCACCUUCAGCAUUUAGGCACACUACCACGCACACCAGAGAACUUAGAGAUGGAAGAGAAGCUAAAACAACAGAAGAACGUCCUGUCCAACUUGUUGAACCAAAAAGUAGCCAACGUGAUACAGUUUCGCAUUCAGCUGGCUGACCAGCUGAAAGAGACGGUCGGCAUUUUGCACACCUUGCAGGCGCGAGUACUCGACGACGAGCUAAUCCGGUGGAAACGGGAGCAGCAGUUGGCAGGCAACGGCUCGUGCUUCAACAGCAACCUUGACAGCAUUCAGGAGUGGUGCGAGGCGUUGGCCGAAAUCAUCUGGAUGAACCGGCAGCAGAUCAAAGAGGCUGACCGGCUUAAACAGAAGCUUGCUUUCGAACCACCGGGGGUGAUCGACAUCCUGCCAAGCCUGAACAGUCAAAUCACACAACUGCUCUCUUCCCUUGUCACAAGCACUUUUAUCAUUGAAAAGCAACCACCGCAGGUCAUGAAAACCAACACACGCUUCACUUCAACAGUCAGACUGUUGGUAGGUGGCAAACUGAACGUACACAUGACUCCACCACAGGUCAAAGUUUCCAUUAUCUCCGAAAGUCAAGCAAAUUCACUUCUCAAAAAUGACAAAACAGCCAAAGGUGAUGCAAGUGGAGAAAUUCUAAACAACACUGGUACCAUGGAGUAUCACCAAGCUACCCGUCAGCUCUCUGUCAGUUUUCGGAACAUGCAACUGAAAAAGAUCAAGAGAGCUGAAAAGAAAGGAACUGAGUCAGUCAUGGACGAAAAAUUCUCCCUGCUCUUCCAGUCACAGUUUUCUGUGGGUGGAGGAGAGCUGGUGUUCCAGGUGUGGACUCUGUCCUUGCCUGUGGUGGUUAUUGUCCACGGGAAUCAGGAACCGCAUGCUUGGGCCACAGUCACAUGGGACAAUGCAUUUGCAGAAGGUGGUCGAGCGCCAUUUGUCAUACCGGACAAAGUGGCUUGGCACCUAGUUGCUGAGGCUCUCAACAUGAAGUUCAAAGCUGCUACUGGCAGAUCCCUUACGGAGGAAAACCUCAGAUUUCUCGGUGAAAAGGCAUUCAGAUCAGGGAACUCGCAACUUCAAGAUUACAGUUCCCUGCUCCUCAGUUGGUCUCAGUUCUGUAAGGAACCAUUGCCAGAGCGUAACUUCACCUUUUGGGAGUGGUUUUACGCAGUGAUGAAACUUACCCGAGAGCAUCUCAGAGGUCCUUGGGUCGAUGGAGCGAUUCUGGGUUUUGUUCGAAAAAAGCAAGCAGAGGAAAUGUUGGCGACUUGCAGCAUUGGCACUUUUUUGCUGCGCUUCUCAGACUCAGAACUUGGUGGGGUUACAAUCGCCUGGGUUGCAGAGCACGGGGAGGUUUUCAUGCUUCAGCCAUUUACAAGCAAAGACUUUGCGAUUCGGAGCUUGGCUGACCGCAUCUCUGACCUGAGCCACCUGGUUUUCUUGUAUCCUGACAUACCAAAGGAUCAACCCUUUGGAAAAUAUUACAAUCCGUUCAGAGAUAGUCAGCCAGCUGGAAGGAAUGGAUAUGUGAUGCCAGUUCUAGUUACACAUGUGCCAGGAUGGGGUGGAGGUCCAAGUGGCGUAGGAAGCUAUCCUCCGACGCCCCAAAACAUUUACCAACCUCAGUCACCAGAUGGUGCAGGAAGAGACACAGCCUCUGUAGUUAGUGGAGUCUCAGAAAAUGCAGGAAGCGGUAUGUCGACUGUAAUGGAUCUAUGAAAACACACAGAGCGCGGGCAUGAAGACGUGCGCAACUAAAGUUGUUUUGAGAUGCAUUUUUGAAUCAAUAAGUCUUUAUUGAGAGGGGGCCAUUCAAAAAUUGUACUGCUCCAAAGUUGCGAGAAAAAUAUUUAAACACAUUUUCCGAAACCUCAUGAGUUUUCAACCAAAUGAAAUGCUGCAUUUAGGAUUUUGCAUGUUUUCAGCAUUAAUGCAUACAAAAUUGAAACGCACAUCAAUUAAUUGAUCUCACUCUUGAACUUGAUCAUCAAAAUAUUCAUUGUAAUGUUGGUUUGCUUCUGAAAAAAAAAAUCAACCAGUUUUGUAUUUUGUCAAUAUGCGAGCAUUCCUCGGGUUGUCAAAAGUUAAUGUUAUACAUUUUAAAAGGAAAAAAUCAGAUGUUUAAAUGAGGUAUUCAAAAUGUUAGGCUUAAUUGAUGAGUUUCUAUACUGUAUAAGAUACAUUAAAUGAAUGUAGCGAUUUGGAAAGAUUAGUCAACUCCUGGACCGUCAGAUUAGAACACUUUUCAUAGACCCCAAUGUUAAAGCAUGACUUACAUUUUUUCUAAUAUGGACCAUAAUAACCCCAUGCUAUUAAAAUUUACAAAGAACAUGUACACAAGCUUAGAUUUCAUUCUUACAUUUAUUUUGUCCAUUGUAAUGAAAUAAUUUUUAUUCAUGAAAAAAAUAUCCCAACACCCCAGACCUCAACACAAUCUCUUAAACCCAUAUCAACAUUCAGACUGAACACUGAAUAGCCUUUUUUUAAAACAUUUUUCUACAAUAACCUGAAGUUCAAAUCAGCUCAACUUUUAUUUCCGCAUUUCCUGGUCCAGGGGAUGGCCUUGUAUUUAAAUCAUUUUCGCAAAAAUUAAGCGCAUUUAUGAAAACUCGACGAGACUUUCGAAGUUUCGAGUGUAACGUUGCAGCUUGUGAAACUAUACGUGACAGGGUUAUGAGAGCUUAAACAGAAAUCCCGGGCUUUAAAUAACUCGGUUUAAUUUGUAUGUACUUUUCAAAAACUUCUAAUGAUACUGUUUGAUGUGCUUAAAAUAAUUAUUGUGUAUGCGUGUGCAGGCCUGACAAGCGCUGUCCAAACUCGCGGAGCUUAUUACAUUGAAAACAUCACAAGACCUUUUUUUGGCUGUAAAAAUGAGCUUUUGCUGCUUCGAGCACUCAAAUGUGUGGAAACAACAACCUUGCCAAAUCAGUGCAGGAUCGAAUCAACUUUCAGAAUUUAUUGAAAGCACGAUUUAUCAAAAUUGUUGAAGUACCACUUUUAACCUCUUGGAGCAAAGUCUAGUAAAACUGAAACGCUUGCCAGGCUUUUGUUUUUAUCGUGAGAAUGUGAAAAGCGAAUUGAUUGUUUUCCGUCCUGUCGACAAAUUUACGCAGUGAGGAAGAACAACACAAAGGAGCAUUGUAAGUUAAGUUGUGAUAUAUUAUAAAGAAAACGAUUAGGUUAAAGUUGCUUAAUCAGCCUAAUUAUGACGGCGCUAAUUUGUUAAUUUUAUUUGCUGUCGGAUGCGGUAACUUUUAAUACCAAAGUUCUUGAUGAAUUUUUAUGAUAUGUGAUUCAAAACACACAUGAGGAACUGCCCCUUGGAGAUUUAUAUUUCAUCUCUUGGACAUGAAUAAAUAAAUAAAAAAUAUUUUAAUGUUUUUCAAACGAAAUUUAAAAAAAAGUAUGAGUAAAACCCAUUCGUUUUGCUAGCAAACAAAGUCUUUAAAUGUGUGGGUACAAAGUAAUUAUCGUAAGUAAUAAGAUUAUGAACAAUAGUUUAUGAUAGUUCUAUAGCAUUAAUCUUUAUAUUUUUGCAUUUAUUUAAUUUAUAAAAUUACGUAUUUUCAGAGCAUUUAGAAUAUUAUCUUUGUUAGGGGCAGUUUCGUAAUUCUUUUUGCAAGUGUGGUGCAUUGGACAUAACUUUUUUAAGUUGUUGAGGUUGAUUAAACCAAAUUAUAUUAUGCAGAUAGCAAGGGAAAAAAUGCAUAUCUUGAUCUGAAUAUUUCGAACUGUGUUAUUUUAAUUUCGCCUGAUUUGUCCUUUAACCUCAAUUCACAUUUUCACGUUGUGACAAUUUCUAAAUUCAUUUUGCACUAAUUAUCAAAGAAAUGACUGUAUUGGGAAAUAAUUUUUAACAUUGCGGGUCCAGCUCUGAAUUUAAUUGCUCUGGAUACGCAUGUUGCUGAGAUAUCUAUACAUACAGUAAACAUUUUGCUCACUUUUCAGAACGCAUCCUGAUGGAAUUUAAUCAUUAUUAAUGAUAUUUAUUUAAAAAAAAAAGGUGUAACACUAUCAGGAGAGAGAAAGAAAUAGAUUAGGUUUUGAACAAUUCGACUGUUUACUGACCUUUAGAAAAGGAAUAGCAAAGUUAGUUACUUCAGCUUCCACACACUUCCAUAAAUUUUCUAAAAGUUCUUUGGAGUUUGUUAUAAUUAAUUACAAUUCUAAUCCUCACAAAUUACUUAAAACUUUAAGAUCAAUUUUCUGUGAAAGUAUAUUACAGAUCGGUGUUAUUUUUAUUUAUCUCAUUAUUUGAAUUUUUACAAUUAUUAAUGACAAUUAUCAAUAACUUGACCAAUCAGUAUGUUAAAUAUUUAUGUAUUUUGGAAGUGGCCUACAAGGUGCUAAAAUGGAUUCGUGUUCCCUAACACAAGCUAAAACGCACGUCUUUUGCAAUUAUGCAACUACAGCAUUGUUUCAACUUCUUCAUUUCACCGCCUAAAGUCAAUAAAAAGUAGGCUCUUUUGAAACAAAAGUGUUAAAAAUUUCAUUAGAAUAUUUCAGUCUUUCUAAUUGGCCAUGCAUAACGAUUGUAAACUUGUGAAGACUUGUUAAAAGAAAUUUUCUCUGGACUGUAAUUUAUUAUAUUGUUGCUAAUCUUUGCUGCAAAUGAUCUUGUUUGUACAUUCCUGUUGCGUGCUUCUCUGUUGCAUGUAUAUGUUUUAUGGAUCAUUCUUGCUGAGAUAUCGAAAGUUAAAUUAUGUAUUAUGAAAUGUGUUUUUCAAAAAUAACACGCAUUCAAGACAAAAGAAAGCAAACCAUCAUCAUCGUUCAGUAAAACAACAGCAUACAUGUUUACCACUUCAAUGUUGUUCGACUUUAUCUGCAUCUAUUUAUGUAGUUGACAAAAUUAUAUUUAUGGUUAAUUAUUUUCAAAUAAAGGCAGAUAUAUUCACUGUACA
Neocloeon triangulifer is the source of this 5808-nucleotide messenger RNA. It is a transcript of the gene Stat92E, whose product is annotated as signal transducer and activator of transcription 5B. The transcript has 14 exons. Gene Ontology annotation, molecular function: RNA polymerase II cis-regulatory region sequence-specific DNA binding; DNA-binding transcription factor activity, RNA polymerase II-specific. The record is from RefSeq and is a predicted model, not a curated record. NCBI's taxonomy places the organism in Eukaryota, Metazoa, Arthropoda, Insecta, Ephemeroptera, Baetidae. Gene Ontology annotation, biological process: regulation of transcription by RNA polymerase II; cell surface receptor signaling pathway via JAK-STAT; defense response. The coding region runs from base 176 to 2623 and encodes 815 amino acids.